Molecule: messenger RNA, 3382 nt
Organism: Melanotaenia boesemani (Boeseman's rainbowfish)
Lineage: Eukaryota; Metazoa; Chordata; Actinopteri; Atheriniformes; Melanotaeniidae
Gene: ntn1b
Product: netrin 1b
Exons: 6
Coding region: 415-2217 (600 amino acids)
Molecular function (GO): protein binding
Source: RefSeq, a predicted model, not a curated record
AGAGGUGUGACUGAGUGGACGGGCAGAGGCUGAGGGAGAGUCAGAGCCAUCUGGGCAAUUGCCAUAUCUUGUUUUUUAUUUUGUUUUUCAAAAAAGAGGGGGAAAGUUGAACUAUAGCACCUUUGUUUUAUAGUGCGUAAACGGGAUAGGCUGUUUCUCCAAAUUCUUUGGAGUCCCAACACUUUCAGGCUGAGCAGUAUAUUUGGAGGUAGUGGUCUGGGUGGAGUCUCGUAAGAUUAUUUCCUACACAUCUAGCAUCUCCUUCCUCUGCGUCCUCCUCCCUCCAGUUUUCCUAAUGUCUGUCUCUCCAUCAUUAGCUUUGAUUUCCUCUUAAUUUUGACUUCAGCGCUGCCAUCUGAUAAGAAUCUCUUUACUCCAUUUCAGCGCCUCCGUCCCUGCGGUGCUCGGAUUACAAUGAAAGGGAUUUUGAAGAUUUGGAUCUCCCUGCUCACACUUUUUGCGCUGACCAAAGGUGCCUUCGGGGGAUACGGGCUGAGCAUGUUUGCUGCGCAGUCUUCCCCUCCGGAUCCGUGCUAUGAUGAGAACGGGAACCCUCGGAGGUGCAUCCCCGACUUUGUCAACUCCGCUUUUGGAAAAGACGUGCGGGUGUCCAGCACCUGCGGCAACCCGGCCGCCCGGUACUGCGUGGUGACAGAGAAGGGAGAAGAGCGCACCAGGGACUGCCACACGUGCGACGCCGGGGACCCCAAGAAGUCUCAUCCACCUGCCUAUUUGACGGACCUGAACAAUCCUCACAACCUCACCUGUUGGCAGUCUGAAAACUACGUGCAGUACCCGCAGAACGUCACCCUCACCCUGUCGUUGGGUAAAAAGUUCGAGGUCACUUAUGUCAGCCUCCAGUUCUGCUCCCCCAGACCAGAAUCCAUGGCAAUCUAUAAGUCCAUGGACUACGGCAAAUCGUGGAUGCCGUUUCAGUUUUAUUCCACACAGUGUAAGAAGAUGUACAACCGGCAGAAUAAGGCAGCAAUCACCAAGCAGAACGAGCAAGAAGCUAUUUGCACGGACUCCCACACGGACAUGCACCCUCUGACAGGCGGCCUCAUCGCCUUCAGCACCCUGGACGGCAGACCGUCAGCGCAUGACUUUGAUAAUUCCCCGGUGUUGCAGGACUGGGUGACCGCCACGGACAUCAAGGUGAUCUUCAGCCGGCUGCACACGUUCGGAGACGAGAACGAGGACGACUCAGAGCUGGCGCGCGACUCCUACUUUUACGCCGUGUCGGACCUGCAGGUCGGAGGACGAUGCAAGUGCAACGGACACGCUUCAAAAUGUGUUAAAGACAGAGAGGGGAAUCUUGUGUGCGAGUGCAAACACAACACGGCAGGACCGGAGUGCGACAGGUGCAAACCUUUCCACUAUGACCGACCCUGGCAGCGCGCCACGGCCAGGGAAGCCAACGAGUGUGUCGCCUGCCACUGUAACCUCCACGCUCGCCGCUGCCGCUUCAACAUGGAGCUGUAUAAGCUAUCGGGCCGCAGGAGCGGAGGGGUCUGUCUCAACUGUCGACACAACACAGCAGGACGCCACUGCCACUACUGCAAGGAGGGUUACUUCAGAGACAUGACCAAGUCCAUUUCUCACCGCAGAGCGUGCAAAGCAUGUGACUGCCAUCCAGUCGGAGCAGCAGGGAAGACGUGCAACCAGACAACAGGCCAAUGCCCCUGCAAGGAUGGAGUGACAGGGAUCACCUGCAACCGCUGUGCCAAGGGCUACCAGCAGAGUCGCUCUCCCAUUGCUCCCUGCAUCAAGAUUCCAGUUGCAUCUCCAACAUCAAGUUACAGCAGCUAUGAGGAGCCAUCAGAUUGUGAAUCUUACUGUAAAGCUUCCAAAGGAAGAAUGAAGAUCACCAUGAAGAAAUACUGUAAAAAAGACUUCGCUGUCCAAGUGCACGUUCUAAAGGGAGAUAAGGCGGGCGAGUGGUGGAAGUUCACCGUCAACAUCAUUUCUGUUUACAAACAAGGAGAGAACCGCAUCCGCCGCGGAGACCAGCUGCUGUGGGUGCGUGCCAAGGAUGUGGCCUGCAAAUGCCCCAAGAUCAAGCCUGGAAGGAAGUACCUGCUCCUGGGUACAGACGAUGACUCCCCUGGACAGAGCGGCGUCGUUGCCGACAAGGGAAGCCUGCUUAUCCCUUGGAAGGACCUGUGGGGCCGUCGGCUUAGGAAGUUUCAACAGCGUGACAAGAGGGGAAAAUGCUAAAAGCAGCUCUAAGAGGAAAGAAAGAAUUUGAUGGAAAGGUGACGAUAAAAUAAUGCUUCCACCUGGAUUCGAGAAAGACGGAGGAAAAGAUGAAUGGAAAAAUUAACUGGAAAAAAAAUAGUGGGAUGCAGGUGAGGAGUAGGAGAAAUGGGGAAUGACUGAGUGCUGCUGCUCUGAACUGGAGCGAAGAGAUUAGUGUAUUUUUAGGAACUUUUUGUGAAGGAGCUCAUGCUACAGUUGUUUUACUUUGUGUUUCAAGGUGAUUUUUUGUUGUGUAAUUGCAGAGUUUGCACCUAAUUUUCCAGAAAUGUCUCAUCCCAAUCAUUUUACCCCUGAUGCCAUUGUUUUAUUAAAGUUUCACGCUGACCUGCAAUGCAUCAUCUGUAUAAGCGUUUUGUCUCUUCAGAGGAUCUUCAAAAGUUUUAAGGGACUGUACCCAUGUGUGCUAGAUGUUCCUUGAAAUGUGCCAAAAUUCAUAUAAGUGAAGCUGAAAUCAUGAACUUGUUCUCAACAGUGGUCUCAAGAGUGCCAUAUUUCUUUGGGCGCCCUGAUCAUAUUUAAUUUACCUUAUUAUGUUCAACAAAAUGCCAUCACAUCCGUGUUUAUCUCUUUUCAUUAUUUACAUUAUGUUGUGGUUGUGACCUCUGCAAUGUAAAGUAACCGUAUGUGCAUACAUAAACAUUAUUUUUGUUUGUAGGUGAUGAUCAGCUAGAUGUAGAAUAGAUUUGUCAACCAUGCACUUAUUUUUAACUAGUCCGAAGUUUUAGAACAUAUGAGAUAUGUUCACAUUUUUAGAGUGGCAUCCAAAAGAAGAAGAAGAAAAAAAAAGAAAUAGUAUUUGAUGUAAAAUUAAAAAAAAAAAAAAUGUAAAGCUGGUGCAAACCCUGCUUGUGUCAAUAAUGAGUGGAUGGAUAUUUCUUGUUCCAAUUAGUGAUUUGAUAAUAUGUGUGCAAGUGAUAGAACUGAUGAAGUAAAGCAUUUUGUUUCAUAAGAAAAAAAGACCUAAAUAUGAAGCAAGCCUCAUACCACUCACAGCAUGCUCCCUUUUUACUGUAGCUGACUGGCUAAUGAUGAUGAAUUAUGCACAUUUAAUUUGUAUACAGUAUUCAGUGUUGUGCGGGAAAAAAAAACAAAAAAAAAAACUGUGGAGUGAUAAAAUAUCAGA